Apus apus (common swift) is the source of this 5182-nucleotide messenger RNA. It is a transcript of the gene POLK, whose product is annotated as DNA polymerase kappa. Gene Ontology annotation, cellular component: nucleus. Lineage: Eukaryota; Metazoa; Chordata; Aves; Apodiformes; Apodidae. Gene Ontology annotation, biological process: error-prone translesion synthesis. The coding region runs from base 851 to 3445 and encodes 864 amino acids. The record is from RefSeq and is a predicted model, not a curated record. The transcript has 16 exons. Gene Ontology annotation, molecular function: DNA-directed DNA polymerase activity; damaged DNA binding.
GGUCCUCUUCACAGGGUUAUGAGGAAACCAGGGGUCUAGAAAGUACCAAACCCCCUCUGGCUUAAAAGGUCUGAGCAGAUAGUUCAGAAGGACAGUCUGAUGUUUGCGUGCACAUGUCUUUGUUUGUUGGUGGUUUAUCUUGCUGAGAAGGCGAGAGUUUAGAGUAGCUGGUGCUUAAAUAAUUAUCGGAGUAACAUGCUUUUUCAAAUAAAUGAGAGAUAAGAACUUUGUUAAAUUUGAUCCAGUCAGCCACAAUGUUUCCUUGCCACAUGAAUAUUCAGAAAAGACAGGUGCACUUUAUGUCAGAAAGUAUGUAAUGUAAUGGUACUCUUUUGGGAUAAAUUCUUUAUCUGAGUAAUGGAUAAACCAAGUACUAUGGAAUCAAAUGCUCUACUGGAGUUUGUAGCAUAACCUUUAAAUAUCAGAAAUGUUAAAAAUAUUCUAGCAGGGUUGAAUUUUCCUAGUUUGUUGAAUGUAUUUCUGUUCUUGUCUUAGUACGUUUUGUUCAAAUGACCUGGCACCUGAAUUUUUUUGUACCAGGGUGGGUUAGCUGGGUUUCAGUUCUUUAAUGAUGAUGAUUUUAACAGUUAUGUACACAGCCUAGAUGAAGAUACUUCUUUGUAGUGAGUGGAAUGAGAACUGUAGUAUUGUACCCAGAAGCUUUAUUUCAAGGUGACCCGUGAUGUGAUUUCCAGUUGUAAUGAUUUCCAGUGCAAGAGAGACGUGAGAAGUUGGGAUUGAAAGUUGCUCUAAGUCAAUCUGCUUGGCUUGUUUGUUUUGCAUUCUUUCUUCAAUUAUUUAUUCUUCAGGUAUUAAGUAUUAAAAGAGGCACUUGUUUUUAGGAAGUGCUAUGGAUGACAUGAAAAAAGUUGGUAACAGCUCAUGUGAUGAUGGAUUUCUACUUAGAAUGGGACUCAAUGAUAACAAAGCUGGAAUGCAAGGGUUGGAUAAAGAGAAAAUCAAUAAAAUCAUCAUGGAAGCUACCAAGGGUUCUAGAUUUUAUGAAAAUGAGCUUAAAAAAGACCAACAGGUUAAUCAACGCAUUGAAAAAAUGAUGCGGCUUAGAGAGAAAAUUACAGCACAACAGCUCUUGAAAGCACAGCUGCAGGUGGACAAACUUGUGAUAGAACUGGAACAGAGCCGUAACCUUAGCAAUACAAUUGUACACAUUGACAUGGAUGCCUUUUAUGCAGCUGUGGAAAUGAGAGACAAUCCAGAGCUGAAGGAAAAGCCUAUAGCAGUGGGAUCGAUGAGUAUGUUGUCUACCUCAAAUUACCAUGCUAGAAGAUUUGGUGUACGUGCAGCCAUGCCUGGAUUUAUUGCUAAAAAGCUAUGUCCGCAUCUAACUAUAGUACCCUUAAACUUUGAAAAAUACGGCCAAGUAAGUAAAGAGGUUAGAGAAAUACUGGUUGAAUAUGAUCCAAAUUUUAUGCCUGUGGGCCUAGAUGAAGCCUACCUGAAUAUAACGGAGCACCUGGAGGAAAGACUGAACUGGCCAGAAGAUAGGAGAAGAUUCUUUUUUAACACAGAAAGCACUACAGAAAAAGACAAAGAUGAUAUAUCUGCUAAAUCAAGUGAAGAUGGAUACUCUCCUUCACCAGUACUGUUUGAAGACAGCACACCUCUUACGGAUGACCAUUCUGAACAAAGAGAUAAAUCAGUGGAAAAUUCGGUUGUCUUUGGAACUUCCGCAGAGGAAGUUGUGAAGGAAAUUCGCUUUAAGAUUGAGCAGAAAACUCAACUGACUGCUAGUGCAGGAAUAGCGCCAAAUACAAUGUUAGCAAAAAUGUGCAGUGAUCGUAAUAAACCUAAUGGGCAAUGCAGAAUUGCUCCUGACAGACAAGCAGUGCUAGACUUCCUAAAAGAUUUGCCCAUUCGAAAGGUGCCAGGAAUAGGAAAAGUAACGGAGAAGAUGUUAAAAGCCCUUGGAAUUGUGACUUGUUCAGAACUUCACCAGCAGAGGGCACUGCUUUCUCUUCUUUUUUCAGAAUCAUCUUGGCGUAAUUUCUUGGAUAUUUCCCUUGGUUUGGGUUCAACACAUUUGGAAAAGGAUGGAGAAAGAAAAAGUAUGAGCACUGAGAGAACAUUCAGUGAAAUAAAUGCAGCAGAAGACCAGUACAGCUUGUGUCGAGAGCUCUGCAGAGACCUUGCUCAGGAGCUACAGAAAGAGGGCCAUAAGGGCAAAACUGUUACCUUAAAGCUAAAGAAUGUGAACUUUGAAGUAAAAACCAGGGCUUCAACUGUGCUGUCUUCUGUUUCAACUGAAGAGGAAAUAUUUGCUGUUGCUAAAGACUUGUUAGGAGCAGAAAUUGAUAGUGUUGCUCCUCACCCUUUACGGAUAAGACUAAUGGGUGUACGAGUGUCAGGAUUUCUAAGUGAAGAAGAAAAGAAGUACCAACAAAAAAGCAUUACGAGUUUCUUAAAAUCGGGAAAAGAAAUUGGUUUUCUCAGGCUUCAGCCAGGGAAGUCCAACCAAGAAUAUUUCACAAAAAAUUCAGAAGCAUCUACUAGAGGGAGUUUUUUUGAUAAAAAGCGAGCUGCAAGGCAACUAAACAGUGAGAAUCUUUCUUCAAAUGAAACUGUAGGAAAGCAACUCUCUCAUGAUAGGAAAUCUUCAGCAAAUUAUGUGGAAGAAACAAAGAAAGUCACAAACUUACAGACUUCUGAUGUGUGCAAGAUCUUCACCUGCCCUGUUUGCUUUGAAGACCAGAACAGUAAUAAUUUGGAAGAGCUUAAUAGGCAUAUUGAUGAGUGCCUCAAUGGAACUCUUGUUAAAGGUACUGUGGAAAUACUCAAGAAUAAUAAUGCAAGAGAAAAUACACUUAACUUUCUUUCACAAUUUAAAAAAGAAAAUAUUGAUGAAUGUCAAAAAAAUAAAGCAGAUCAGUUAGCAGGAACAGACCAGUCUGCAAGUACCUCUGACAACAGUACUAGCAGCAACAAAGAAAAAUUCACUCAGAUAACAUCUGAUAAACCUCACAGAGAAAGACAGCCUAGCAGUCUCAGUGACACUGCUAGAAAUGUGUGUAUGAAGCAGUGUUUCUUCCCAAAAAGAAUUUCACAAGAUAAUGAACACCAUUUUGAAAAGACUGAACACACAGAAGAAAGUAGUUCAUGCUCUAUCUUUGAAGCCAAAGAAGACAGUGUUUUUGUUUGUCCAGUUUGUAAUUCAGAACAGAAGACCACCAGUCUUGUGUCAUUUAAUAGACAUGUGGAUAUCUGCUUAAAUAAAGGCCUUAUCCAGGAGCUGACAGAAAAAGAAGAUUUUCCUACUAAGACAUACAAUAUGGAAAACUCAAACAGAGUUGGAGGUUUAAGCAAAGGACAACAAUGCACAAAUACAUCACAAGGAACAAAAAGGUCUGGAUUAGCAGCUUCACAGACAGUAUCAAAAAGGGCCAAGUCAACAAAUUCCAAGCAUACACUUGAAAUGUUUUUUAAAUGACUGUGUAGCAAAAUAUUCUGUGUAGCAACAUAUUCUGUAUGAAGUAUUUUGUAGUGGUAUAUGACUACAAAUUUAUUUAGCACUGGUGGUAGUCUGGAUUCAGGUGCCAGUCACUUUGGGCCCAUUGCAUGCCUGUGUAAAAAGAAUAUGGUGUUUGCAGUAGAAGAAGAGGUACAACUGAGGUAAUUCUUUCUUGAGAAUUAUACUUUUUUUCCCAGUUGUUUCUGAGAAUCAAAAUUGGCUAGCACUUUGGCUUUGUUUUUAUUGAAGACAUGAAGUUCGUUAGAGUCACAAGCAGCCUCCGGCAUUCCCUCUGCUGUUUAAUGAAGAAAACAGAGAGACUGGAGCUGACACUGAGCAAGCCUGUAGGACAAACUUCCCUAGAAAACAGGAAUUGUUUGCUAGCGUACCAUGCUGUGCUUACUAAAGGCCCAGUGCCCACACUAGACUUGCUGUCUUCUUUGCAUUGGUUAUAUUGGUAGCCCUGGUAGCACAGGCUCACACUUCCUUGGACAAUUCAACAUCAAAUGUAAUUGUGAUACCAAAGAAUAGCUGAGCUGCGUAAUUUCAGGUUACCAAUGUCUGUCUUCUCAGUAGACACAAUGAUUGAUCUUGCAAUUUCAAAGGAAAACACAGUCAAGUUUUCCUUGUUGUCACUGAAAACUACUUCAGUUGGAAUUGGUGGACUCAUGAGAUACAGGAUAACAUCACUGAUUUAAAAAAUGUUAAUAAACCUGUUGAGAGAAGGAUUCCCCCAGGUUAGUCAAACAAAGGCUGUUUGAUCCUUGGCCUUUCCAAAGAGACUGAAAACUUCAAUCUUCUUAACAAUUCUGAAAUUAUUACUAGUCAGCAGCACUGAAUGUAUUCUACAGAAGAGGUUUCGUGGUGCAAUAAUAAUAUGAAUUAUGUGGAAAUAUGGAUGAUUAUAAACCUUUUUACUGUUUACAUAUUUUUCUCUUCUGAAAUAUUUUGUAUUUCUGAAUAAAUAAUCUUUUAUGAGUGCAUAUGAGGAAGGAGGAAAUUGUAAAGUGCAAAUAUUUAAAAUACUCUAUAUAGAUUUUUUCUGUGCACACCAAAUGGGUUAAAUGUAGACAUUUUAUUAUAAUUAAAUAUUUAUCUGGUAAAUAAUUUAUUAUGGCAGCAUAUUUCUUAUGCAAAGAAUGUUAUUCAAACAAUGGCAAACCAUAUGUGAAAUAUAAACUGCUUUUUAAUUGAAAAAUCUUUAAAAUAAGUGGUCACUAUAGACACAUCUGUUUUGUUGUUUAAUAAUAUUGGAAGUACUUUGGGGUUUGCUUGUUUUUUAAUGAAACAAAUAUGUAAUGGGUAUGUUUUAGACUCCCAGGCUAAGUCCAGAACAUUCUCUUGUUUCCAAACUUGCUGGAAUUAUUUCACCAUCUCUACCUGCUCAUCUGUUUGCUUGCCAGAUGCCACAGUACUUACAGCUCGGCCAUGUGCAUUAGUUGCAGUGCUCCCUUAUUUGCUUUGGACCAAACCAGCUCCAAAUCAGCUGGACUAGUUCAGACUAUGUAAACUGAUUCUGUUGACUUUUUCUAAACCAGAUCAGUGAACAUUCAAUAUGAGCCAUUCUGUUGACAGAGGUGGGAGCUGGAAACAUUCAGUAGGAAAAACAUAAAAGCAACUGUGGGAACAGUGACUUAAGCCACCAUUUAGAAAGUAAACACCUGUCCCUCUAUUGGUUUGUACCUGUCUGAUGCAAUAAAGUGUGGAAACUGAGUA